This is a messenger RNA of Lethenteron reissneri (Far Eastern brook lamprey), 4269 nucleotides long. RefSeq names its product interferon lambda receptor 1-like. Gene Ontology annotation, biological process: cytokine-mediated signaling pathway. Lineage: Eukaryota; Metazoa; Chordata; Hyperoartia; Petromyzontiformes; Petromyzontidae. The record is from RefSeq and is a predicted model, not a curated record. Gene Ontology annotation, molecular function: protein binding; cytokine receptor activity. Gene Ontology annotation, cellular component: plasma membrane.
GCCGCCCUCGUGUGUGGUAACACAAACAAACAAACAACAAGACAACAACAACAACCAGCAACUCUUGACGGGUUUACGGGAAAUUGUUUCUUGACAAGUCCCGCCCAGUGGGAGGGUCUCACAGUCGGUGGCAGCGUGCGGGGUUUCUGAACGCGAAUUCGUCAAAUUGUCGUGGCGUUCGCUCUGUGUGUGUGUGCUAGGAAGUGACAGAUAGAUGAGAGAUAGAGAGAGAUAGAGGGAUGAUGAGAUAGAUGAGAGAUAGAGAGAUGAUGAGAUAGAUGAGAGAUAGAGAGAGAUAGAUAAGACUUAACACGAACAGACAUCGCAGUUAAUGUAUAUCGUAGGUGGUGGUGUUGGUGGUGGUGAAUUGUUGACCGCCUUAACAAGUUCGUGAUAGAACUCCACAUUCGCUGGGUUGUUGUUGUUGGUGUUGUUGUUGGUGUGUGGGGGGAGUUCGUCUCGAGGAUUUGAAGAGAAGAAGAAGAGGAGGAGGAGGAUUAAAGCUUCGCUCGACACGCGUGCGGGACAUCCAUGGGCCUCUCUCUGUUGAGUGGGGUUCAUUGGAUCAUCAUCACCACAUUGGGACGCAAUGGCGGAGCCAGGAUUUUCAGCUUGUGAAGACGACAGAGAUAAGGGGAUGGAUUUAUCUGCGAACAACAACAACCCUCAAAAUCUCAAUGCGAAGAAGACCUUUUGUGGCUUCACGUUGCUGCUGUGUAUGCUGCCGUUUGUCCAGCGAGCGUCUUCGAGUGAAUGGCCUCUGGCCCGCCCGCGUGACGUUGUGCUGAGGUCGGUAAAUUUAUUCACAUCGGUGAGCUGGAAACCGAGCCAUGGGGCGCCAGCUGACCAGCUCUACUUGGUGCAUUACAGAGGACCUUUCGAGAAACUUAAUAAUGAGACGAUGCUCGUCAUGGACGGCUGCAACAGGACCAGCAAGUUGAGUUGCAACCUCACAGAUGCCCUCUCCAUAUGGGCGCCCUACGACAUCGAAGUCUGCGCUUGGACCCCGAGCGCCUUGGCUUGUGCCGACAUGGAAGAGAUCUCAGUUCGAACCGACACGCAGAUAGAAGCUCCUUACAUUGACCUCUACGUCGUCGGAAACCACAUCAAAAUGGCGAUGUCGCCCCCAAAGUUACAUGAAGAGGACAUUAAAUACGUGUACAACUCUUUCAUUUACAACGUUACGUUGUGUGUGGGCAUUCAGGAGCAUCAGCAGCAGUGCGAGUACUACACGCCCGAGACCACCAGCAUGGACUUCAGCAAUCUCAAGUACAACACCGAGUACUGCUUUACGGGCCAAAUUGUAAUGGAAGUGGAUAAUAAUCGGGACAAGCUCAGUGCCGUGUCCCAGCAGGUGUGCCGCACGACCGAAAAGGAGAAAGCGUCAAAGUGGAUGGUUUUCACCACCUUCCUGGUGUCGGUGAUCGUUUCAUUUGCCGUCGUGUUCACGCUGUUGCUGCUGGGACACAAGAUCUUCAAAAUGGCUCGCUACGUCUUUGUAGUGGAUAUGCCGCUUCCUAAAACUCUCUGUGGCAUACCUUCCAAACAGAACGGAACGUUUCUACUCAGCUCUGAUAAAGAUGUGAUUAAAGAAGUGAACAUCUGCAGCACUGUUGAAGUCAUGUGUGACGACGUGGAAGACGACUACAUUGUCAACGGGUUAGGCCUACAAUCAUAGCUUCUAAAGUCCUUUCUGUUGUUUUUUUUAUUCAAAAACAUUUUUUGCCAUCACUGACGUGUAAUGGAUUUAGAGACACUUUUGAACUGACAGACAAGUUUAGGGUUAUGUCUCCCACUCUUGUACAAAUGCUGCAUUAUGAGCCUUCGUCACAAUGCUGAUUUUGUCUCUUUAUCAAUGAUGACUCCAUGUCUCGUUGCUGUUUUUAAAACUGGAUCAGCAGAAAUGUUGGUUAAUUCAACUCUCAUGGAUCAUUUAAAAUUAAUCAAACCGAUGAAGAAAGGCCCGUUGGCCCAAACGUCGUACAUAUUAUAAUAUUGGCCUGCUGAGGUUAACAAGACAUGUUUUAAGCAUUGGAAACAACCAAUUUUGCAGUACCUUUUUAAAUUAUGUAUAUAUUACACGUACAUAUAUUUUAUUAAUAUUUCAUAAUUUCCCCUGGUUGUUCACGCGCGGAGUCUCAAAGUACUUGUGUAAUUUUUAUGAUGCGUGUACAGUAUUUGUGUUUACACUGGACAAAAGAGUACUUAAUGAUUACAUGUUCUAAGAAAUGAAUACAGCAAAAUUCCAAUUAUCGGUGAACAGUGGAUUACAGGAGUAAUUAGCCAUGUGACUCUGUUAAUCCAUCACCUGAUUAGUUACUCCAUGAAUCCACAAUAAAUUUGCGGAUUUCGAGGUCAUACUUUUUUUUUCAAGACCCAAAUUGAGACAAUUCUGACACAUCGGCCAAUGCUAAAGGAUGUUAGUGCACUUUUGAGACUCGGUAUCCAAGUCUUUCUCUGUGCCAUGUCCUUUCUCAAAGAUGUCAGCGAUUAUGGGCUUCCUCACAUUUAUCUCUGUUCAUGCAAUUAUUAUUCAAGAACUUCGCGUAAGAUACUUCCGGUUUUAACCAUUUAUUAAAAUCGUUUUGUAACAUAAUUCACCAUCUUCCCUACCUUGUCAAACAAAGGCAAAUAAUGUUCGCCUCCGUUGCGAUCUGCAGCUCCGCGAUUUUACCUGCAGCUAGGCUAUUCAAACACUUUACAGUGCGAAUUUGGAUGGAUUGGAUGGAAGCCAGCGGCCCCUUGGCAAUGCGAAGCGCUUUACAAUGAAGCCCUCAUCGGAAGAGAUCCAGAAAUCCGCGAUUCACGGACGAUUUCUGGAUCAGCGUGUCCCGUAGAUGUUGGGACGAGUCGUGAGCUACGGUUAAUUUGCGAAAUGAUAGGACAUGGCGGUUUAUUGGAGCGUGUGGGUUUGAGUUGUGCUACAAUGCAAAACCGAGGGAACACGAGUGACAGUUUAGAAUCGGUGUCGCGCAUUUAACAUUAACACGUGGAGUGUAAUUUAACUUGCUAUCCAGCCCGUUUGAUCACUCUUUUUGGAAAAUGCAUGGACAUAGCGAUCCACCUGGCUUUAUGAGACAUAGAUUUGUGUCCUGUCCGUGUGGUCCUCUGUCUCUCAGCGUAAUUGCAACCAUGCACCUCCCCCAUGCUUCUAUGUGCACUUAACAGUUUUUAUCCCAAAAAACCUCUUAUGGAGUUUUUGCCCCAUUUUUUAGACCGUGUUUCCUGGUCCACUUUGUCAUUGCAGGCAGGGGCGGUUUCUUCAUUAGGGCGAUUGGGCGACGCACCACCAAUGUCAUUCAACCACAGAGUCACGCUAGCCGUCACUGUGCCUCUGGAUAUAGUCCAAUCAGCGUCAUGCUACGUUCUGUGGAGUACCGCCUCUUUUUGGGCGAUUUCCCUCCAGCUGAGAAUCGCCCCGAGUGGCCCCAUAGACUUACAUUCAAAGAUGUUUUUUUUCGAACGGGGGCGCUGCAAUGCAUUCUCUAUGGCUUCCGGGAGGGCUCGCCCUAACGUGCUUACAUCAUCAUACGUGCCUACGUCAUCAUACGUAAGCACGUUUCAUCCAACAAUAUAAUUUGUUGCCACCUAGUGGAAUCUUUAAUAAAAUAAACUUGAGUGGUUUGUUUUAAUAGUGAGUAUAGAAACAAACAAGAUGUAUUGUAAGAGUCACUUUAUUUUUCAUUAAUAUUAGAGAAGUGAAGUUGCCUUUACAUGCUUAAGCUGUUAAUUUAUCCUUUGCAUGGGUGGACCUUAUCCUUAUCAAUCAUCCAGACAUUUGCCCCCCCUGAGAGAUUUUGCAGGAGCCGCCACUGAUUGCAGGUAAUAUGUACUUCAUGUCGUAUCACUGCGUAACUCUCGCUAAUGAUGUCACAUGAUCUUAAAAGUCACUUGUCAGAAGGUUGACCUCUUCACCACUCAGUUACAUUACAAAGUGGACUUCUGUUGACGUGGGUGUUUGACCACCUGAAGACUCUACUGCCUUGGUUUGAAAUGCGUUAACCACUAUGCUAAUGAAAUAUUAAACAGUAGUGGGGGAACCCCUCUUAUUUAUUCAUGAUGAAAUGGGGGGGGGGGGGGGGUUCGGUUAAGAGGAUGGAAUCCGUUUCUUAAAAUUAGUUUGUAAUAUAGAUUAUUCCAAUAUCCUGUUUAGCUUUGAAUUCCUCCAUGCUUUCGUAUAAACACUGGAUCUCGCAUCCGUGAACUUUGAAUGUUCAACUUCUUUGCACACAAUAAAAUACCGUAAAUGCGUGUCGCAUACUGCACUUG